GCAGUGGGCGAAGGAACCCGUCGGCCUCUCCUUCCUCCGGAAAGAGGAAGCGGAAGUGACGCUAGGGACAGGUGGGGGCAAUCAUGGUGCCGCUGGGGAGGGGAGAAGCUGCCGCUGCCGCCGUUGCCGGGAGCCGCGGAGAAAGGCCAUUACCGUUCUGUUUCUCACAACUGGGCUGAGCACAACUGAACCAUGGGGGAGCACAGUCCAGACGACAACAUCAUCUUCUUUAAGGGAGAGGAAGAUGACCUAACCCCGGAUGACAAGAUGCUCAGGUUUGUGGAUGACAGCGGACUGGUGCCGUCCUCAUCUGGAACUGUCUAUGAUAGGACCACUGUUCUCAUAGAGCAGGACCCUGGCACUUUGGAGGAUGAUGACGACGACGGACAGUGCGGAGAACACUUGCCUUUUCUAGUGGAAGGUGAAGAGGGCUUCCUAAUAGACCAGGAAGCAAUGUCCCAGGGUUAUGUACAACACAUUAUCUCACCCGAUCAGAUUCAUUUGACUAUAAACCCUGGUUCCACGCCCAUGCCAAGAAACAUCGAAGGUGCGACCCUUACUCUGCAGUCAGAAUGUCCAGAAACGAAACGCAAAGAAGUCAAGCGGUACCAGUGCACCUUUGAGGGAUGCCCCCGCACCUACAGCACAGCAGGCAACCUGCGCACCCACCAGAAGACUCACCGCGGAGAAUACACCUUCGUCUGUAACCAGGAGGGCUGCGGCAAGGCCUUCCUCACCUCCUACAGCCUCAGGAUCCACGUGCGAGUGCACACAAAGGAGAAGCCAUUUGAGUGUGACGUGCAGGGCUGUGAGAAGGCAUUCAACACACUGUACAGGUUGAAAGCACAUCAGAGGCUUCACACAGGGAAAACGUUUAACUGUGAAUCUCAAGGCUGCAGCAAGUACUUCACCACACUCAGUGAUCUGCGGAAGCACAUUCGAACCCACACAGGAGAAAAGCCAUUUCGGUGUGAUCACGAUGGCUGUGGAAAAGCCUUUGCAGCAAGCCACCAUCUUAAGACUCACGUCCGUACGCACACUGGUGAAAGACCCUUCUUCUGCCCCAGUAACGGCUGUGAGAAGACCUUUAGCACUCAGUACAGCCUCAAAAGUCACAUGAAAGGUCACGAUAACAAAGGAACCGUGUACAGUGCACUUCCACAACACAAUGGAUCAGAGGAUACAAAUCACUCACUUUAUCUGAGUGAGCUGGGCCUUCUGUCCACGGAUUCUGAACUGCAAGAAAAUUCCAGUGCAACACAGGACCAGGACCUCAGCACAAUUUCACCAGCAAUCAUCUUUGAAUCAAUGUUCCAGAACUCAGAUGACCCUGCGGUUCAGGAUGACCCUCUGCAGACAGCUGCCUUGAUCGAGAGUUUUAAUGGUGACGCAGAGUCGGUCAGUGACGUCCCACCGCCUGCAGGAAACUCGGCAUCUUUAUCUCUUCCGCUUGUACUGCAGCCUGGCAUCUCUGAGCCACCCCAGCCUUUGCUGCCAGCCUCAGCUCCGUCCGCUCCUCCACCUGCUCCCUCCCUAGGACCUGGUUCCCAGCCAGCUGCGUUUGGCAGCCCCCCUGCUCUCUUGCAACCUCCAGAAGUGCCUGUUCCCCACAGCACACAGUUUGCUGCUAAUCAUCAAGAGUUUCUUCCGCACCCCCAGGCGCCACCCCAGACCAUCGUACCAGGACUUUCUGUUGUUGCCGGGGCUCCUGCAUCAGCAGCAGUAGCAUCAGCUGUGGCAGCACCAGCCCCACCACAAAGUACUACUGAGCCCUUGCCUGCUAUGGUCCGGACUCUGCCCCUGGGUGCCAACUCUGUCCUAACUAACAAUCCUACCAUAACCAUCACCCCAACUCCCAACACGGCAAUCCUGCAGUCCAGCCUAGUCAUGGGAGAGCAGAACUUACAGUGGAUAUUGAAUGGUGCCACCAGUUCACCACAAAACCAAGAACAAAUUCAGCAAGCAUCGAAAGUCGAGCAGGUGUACUUCACCGCUGCAGUGCCAGUAGCCAGUAGCACAGGGAGCUCUGUCCAGCAGAUCGGCCUCAGUGUUCCUGUGAUCAUCAUCAAGCAAGAGGAGGCCUGUCAGUGUCAGUGUGCCUGCAGGGACUCUGCCAAGGAGCGGGCAGCCGGCCGGAGAAAGGGCUGUUCUUCCCCACCCCCUCCAGAGCUGAGCCCCCAGCCUCCUGAUGGGCCCAACCUGCAGCUGCCACCCUAGACUUCUCCCUCACCCUUGCCCCCCUCAUCCUCCUCUACCGGACCCUCCUCCUGUGAGCAAAGCAGACAGGCUGAGGUUCCUCAGACCCUCCGAAGUGUUAAGUGCCAUGGACAUGUCAGAGUUCCUGUCCCUCACAGCCUGGAUGCCUCAUCCAAUCCAGUUCCGAGCGAAGCACUACUGCAGGGUAGAGGAGACGGCCUGGCCAGCAGCUGCUCGGGGGGACGGGCCUGUGCGCGCCCCUUCAGGAACAGGGUGAGCAGGAAGUAGCGGGUGUGAUGCUGCCAUCAUGGGGUCAGAAAUUGGAAGGAUGAAGAAAUCUGCCAUCUGAAAGCCUCAUCUUUCAGACAUAUUUUCUUUACUCAUAUCCCAGGAACAUCCAUUUUAAGGAACUGAUCUUUGGAGGAAAACAAAAACAAAAAAAAGAAAAAAAAAGCUAAGUUAUAAGUGGACUGUCUGGCUGCACUGUGUGUCACUUUUGCUUAUUGUUCUGUGAACUUGGAAA
This is a messenger RNA of Alexandromys fortis (reed vole), 2719 nucleotides long. RefSeq names its product metal regulatory transcription factor 1 (gene Mtf1). Bases 193 to 2217 code for a protein of 674 amino acids. Gene Ontology annotation, biological process: positive regulation of transcription by RNA polymerase II. NCBI's taxonomy places the organism in Eukaryota, Metazoa, Chordata, Mammalia, Rodentia, Cricetidae. The record is from RefSeq and is a predicted model, not a curated record. Gene Ontology annotation, cellular component: nucleus. The transcript is spliced from 11 exons. Gene Ontology annotation, molecular function: DNA-binding transcription activator activity, RNA polymerase II-specific; RNA polymerase II cis-regulatory region sequence-specific DNA binding.